AUGCCGAAGCCUGCGCGCGCUGAGAUCAGCGCGCCCAGGCUUCGCGGACCUCUCCGCGAGCAGCGGCAGCGCUGCCGCUGCUUGCAGAGAGUUGCCGGCAUGCCGAGGCCUGCGCGCGCUGAGACCAGCGCGCCCAGGCUUCGCGGACCUCUCCGCGCGCAGCGGCAGCGCUGCCGCUGCUUGCGGAGAGUUGCCGGCAUGCCGAAGCCUGCGCGCGCUGAGAUCAGCGCGCCCAGGCUUCGCGGACCUCUCCGCGAGCAGCGGCAGCGCUGCCGCUGCGUGCGGAGAGUUGCCGGCAUGCCGAAGCCUGCGCGCGCUGAGAUAAGCGCGCCCAGGCUCGCGGACCUCUCCGCGAGCAGCGGCAGCGCUGCCGCUGCUUGCGGAGAGUUGCCGGCAUGCCGAAGCCUGCGCGCGCUGAGAUCAGCGCGCCCAGGCUUCGCGGACCUCUCCGCGAGCAGCGGCAGCGCUGCCGCUGCUUGCGGAGAGUUGCCGGCAUGCCGAAGCCUGCGCGCGCUGAGAUCAGCGCGCCCAGGCUUCGCGGACCUCUCCGCGAGCAGCGGCAGCGCUGCCGCUGCUUGCGGAGA
Molecule: messenger RNA, 584 nt
Organism: Podarcis lilfordi (Lilford's wall lizard)
Lineage: Eukaryota; Metazoa; Chordata; Lepidosauria; Squamata; Lacertidae
Source: the annotation of a GenBank genome assembly